This is a messenger RNA of Acanthamoeba castellanii str. Neff, 4332 nucleotides long. Its product is annotated as Bromodomain containing protein. Lineage: Eukaryota; Discosea; Longamoebia; Acanthamoebidae. Gene Ontology annotation, molecular function: protein binding. The transcript has 20 exons. Gene Ontology annotation, cellular component: nucleus. Gene Ontology annotation, biological process: regulation of cell shape; regulation of transcription by RNA polymerase II; cytoskeleton organization. The record is from RefSeq and is a predicted model, not a curated record. The coding region runs from base 1 to 4332 and encodes 1443 amino acids.
AUGGGAUUGCGACUGCCGGCCAAGCUUCGGCCCAUGCCUUACGUUUACAAGCACUUUCAUCCGCUGAAGGUAAAUCGCGGCCACGUGUGCGCCGUCUAUUGCAUCGAGUUCGACAAAUCGGGCCGGCUCCUGGCCACGGGCUCCGAUGACAAGCUGGUCAAAAUAUGGUCCGUUGAAACCGGGCGUCUGGUUGCAACACUGCGAGGGCACGAGGGCGACAUUACAGACAUCAGCAUUGACCCGGAAAACAAGUACAUAGCCAGUGGCUCAAACGACAACAUCGUCCGCGUAUGGUCCCUCCGCGACUUCUCCCCCAUCGCUGUCCUGUCUGGGCACACCAACGCCGUCACAGCUGUCGCCUUCUCGCCCUCGCCCUUCCCCAAGACUCGCGUGCUUCUGUCUACCUCGCUCGACGGUUCUGCCCGCCUAUGGUGGGUUGACGAGAUGGCGCAGCAGAUGGCGCAGGGGGACAGUGACGUCUUCGAGACGCGCUCAGUCGUGCUGGCGCCGAUUUUUGUGAGCAAAGUCUUGUGUUCAAACUUCGACGCCACGGGCACCUAUUUUGUCACCGGAUGCAGCGACAAUGUUGCCCGAGUGUGGGCCGUUUCGUCCGCCCACUCCACCGUGGCCGUCCAGCCACCGGCCCCACAAACCGCGGAGGAGUCGGAGCAAAGGCAGCCCGAGCCCAAGCGGCCCCGUCGUACGGCCACUGGGACCGGCACCAACGAGCAUACCUUACCCAUCAUCGUCACCAUGGCGUUAUGGAGCCUGGACGAUCAGUACGUCAUCACCGCUCUCUCCGACUUUACAAUCAAGGUAUGGGACGCCAAGACAGGCGCCCUGGUGCAUACGCUGCGCGGGCACACCAACUCGGUGUACGUGCUGGAUUCCCACCCGGUCGACCCGCGGAUCAUAGUGAGUGCUGGCUACGAUGGCCGCGUGACCUUUUGGGACAUCAACAAGGGCGAAGCUGUGCAGAGCCACAAGAACGCGGAUCGCCAACUCUUCGACGGCCACUUUGCUCGCAACGGCGCCUACUUUGCCGCGUCGGAUCACGAAGGCUUCUACACCUUGUACGGCACUGGCCCGACACAGAAAUACCAGAGCGUGCCAGUGGAGCAAUUCUUUGAGACCGACUAUCAUCCGCUCCUGCGAGACCUCAAUCACUGGGUGCUGGACGAAGCCACGCAGCUGCCGCCUCACCGAAUGCCCAAACCGCUUCUCUGCACCAUUGAUGGAGUGCCCUACAAACAACAACCUCCUGGUUAUGUCGGAGAGGUGGGCACGAUAGGUGUAGAUGUCGGUGAAUACGAGCAGGAGCGUGCCCGUCUCAUGUCUCUCAUCCGAGACAGCGUUCGCACGAGGGACGAGGUCACGCUGCUCAGCGGCGGCGAAGAAGAACCCGAGGCGGAGGACUCGGAAGAGUCCGAGUUCUGCGAGGGCUCAUCCGACGAAGAGCCUUUCUCCGAGCCCGAGUCCUUUGGGGACGCAUCGUUCGAGGGUAAUAGGAGGCUGCAGCCGCGAAAGCGCAAAUUGCGGUUCAGGUUGAGCUCCGACGAAGACGACCACAGCGAGAGCUCGGAGAGCGAACCAGGGCCGCGCACCCGUUCCCGAGCUCGAAAGGAGAACCUGCCGCUCGAUGAGACCAUACCUAUACCCAGCACCAUCAUCAUAGGGGAGGACGGUGUCUUCACAACAGCAGAGCAAACACCACCAGAAGGCCGCCGGCUCAGGCCCAAGAGAAGGAGCAGGAAACGGAUCAGACUCGGUGACGGUGAGGAGGGCUACGCAGACCAUCCCAUGAAGAGCAAACUGCAAGCAAUGACCAAGGUGAGGGGCAUCAAGAGUUGGCCCGACUGGCUAACUGCAACAGAGCCGGAUAGCCCAGUUACCCAAGUCUACAUUCCGCAAGUCAACGACGAGGUGGUCUACUUCCGCCAGGGUCACUCAAUUCACAUAGAGAAGUUUGCAAAGGUCCAGCAUCCGACGCCCCCAUGGGAGACAUUCCCGAGGCUUCGCGCGCAGGAGGUGUGCCGAGUGGUGCAGAUCGAGUACCGGCCGUCGCCCUACGGCAUUCAGACGCUCCUCACCCUCGAGCUGCUCGAUACGCUGCCGGUGCCUCCCAGCCCGUCGAUGCUUGGCGAAGACGAGUCGUACGAGCCCGAGGAGUCGUUGAACGCCAACCGACGCUUCAUGCUCUCCUACCACCCGACAACCCGCACCGUCGACUUCCUCGUACUGCGCAGCCGCUACGAGAGCUCGCUGGAGGCCUGCCACGUCGGGAGGCGCGUGACGGUCCUGUUCUUCUCCGGCAAGGAGGACGGCGUCUCGUCCAGGAAGUCGACCACCAUCACAGAUUCCGUGCGCCAGGCCGCAUGGUACUCGGGCACCGUGCUCUCGGUGUCGCCCCUGUCACCGGACACCUUUCCCGACAGCAAGUGGGACUGCCUAGAGGUGGCCUGGGACGACGAACCGGGAGAACCCGCCGGCACGGGGGGCGUCACCCGAGUGUCGCCCUGGGAGUCGAAGGAGUACCACUUCGAUAGCGCUGGCUCAGCCACAUCACCGCCUGUAGAUAGAGAAGGUUUAAACCUCCCCCGAUCAUGCCUUACGCUACACCAAAUAGUGCUGACCCUAGGGGCAUCUCCAUUGGACGAGUUAGUGUACCGCCGACUGGCCGAGGCGGUGGAGGAGCUUAUGGAGGACGGUGACAGCGUGUGGUUCAGGCAGCCGGUCUCGUUGAAGCUCGUAGCUGGUUACACCAAGCGGGUCUUCUGUCCGAUCGACCUCUCCACGAUGGCUCUGCGCCUGCGGAACCUUUACUACCGCUCCUUGCACGCUUUUGAAGCGGACAUUCGCCUGAUGGUAUUCAACGCGGUUUCGUUCAAUCAGCCGGGCAGCGAUAUAAUUGCGUCGGGCAAGCGGCUGAAGCAAAAGCUGUUGCAGGUCCUUCGAGAGCAUGGGCAUCACGUCGAAACCGACGAUGAGCAGGACAUGGAGGAAGUCGAGGUUGUCGAUCCGAACGAGAAUUACAUGCAAGAAGGGAACGUCGUUGCACACAGCGGCAUGACUCCGCCAAGGCGAGUGCCCAGAAGUGUCAAAGGCAAGGAAAAGGAGGAGGAGGAGAAGUUCUUCUUCGACGACGAAGAAGGCCGCGCCGCGGAGGACAGCGAGUCGCCUCCGCGCAAGCUCCGGCUCAAGAGGGCCAGGAGGAGAAGCGUAACCACCGUGAGCCACGAAGAAGACGGACAGGGUCUCGAAAUGGGCCUUGAUGAUCUGCUCGACGACGCAGCUGGCGACUACUCCACGACGAACCAGGAGCCGAUAGAGGAGGGCGACGAGGAGGAUUGGGGGCCAUCAGCAGUACCGCCAUCGCCAAUACGACCAGCCGCUGAGGAUAGGCCCGUGGUGAAGCUGAGGAUCUCAGCGGACCUGGUCCGCCAAGCCCUGCAGGGCGCGUCGCCCGCUGCGCCCGCUCGCCCGGCAAGCACGCCCCUGGCGCCCUCGACCUACACCGCGACGACCACCACCGCCACCACAGCCACCGGUGGCACGAGCUACGGCCGAAGGCCGCCCCGAGGAAAGGCGCACUCCGUCCCAGUCGCGUUUGGUUCAGUCGAGGAUGAGGUGCGCGCCGCUGGCCCGCGACGAAGUGGCAGGCAACGCCGAGCAGUGCAGUAUAUUGAGGAAGAGGACGAGGACGGCGGGGACAGCUAUUCGGAGCAGGUGAUGGAGACACGGCAGCCCGUUCCCCGUUCGACUCGAGCCGUUAUGGCAUCGUCGGCUGACGUGUCGCAGCGGCGGAGCGAACGGCAGCGGAGCAGGCCCAAGCGGUUCAUCGAGGAGGAAGAGGAGGAACCUGGAAGCGUGGAGGGAGCGGGCGAUGGUCAGGACAACGGGGUCGACGAGGGGAGUGAUGAAUCGUUUCAUCUCCCGCCAUCUACGGUCCCACGUCACGCGGGCCGGCCCAAGCGGUCCAGGGCCGACGCGGACGUGAGUGGCAGUGCUGUGGAAGAGAUCGCCCCACCACCACCACCACGCCGAUCCGCGAGGAGGAGUGGGGCCAAUAGGGCCGCGGCCGAGGAGCCAAAUUGGGAAGAGGAAGAGCUUUACGUGGAGGAGGAGGAGGAGUUGAUCGAAGUCCACGAAGAGGAGGAAGAGGACGAGUACAUGGAACAAGACGAGAGCGAGUAUCGGCCGCUCAAGGUUAGCUUGCGGCUGCGUGGCCCAGCAGCGGCGCCGCCUGAACCAGAAGAGGAUGAAGUGGAGGAGGAAGUCAGUGUGGAAGACGACGAUGGUGACGACGACUAUGAUGAGCUCUACAGCGAUUGA